Messenger RNA from Magnolia sinica, 863 nucleotides. RefSeq lists its product as uncharacterized. Gene Ontology annotation, molecular function: protein-folding chaperone binding. Gene Ontology annotation, cellular component: cytosol. Bases 14 to 805 code for a protein of 263 amino acids. The transcript is spliced from 3 exons. NCBI's taxonomy places the organism in Eukaryota, Viridiplantae, Streptophyta, Magnoliopsida, Magnoliales, Magnoliaceae. The record is from RefSeq and is a predicted model, not a curated record.
UCUCUAUCUCUCCAUGAGAUUGCAUCCUCGGAUCUGCCUAUUUUCCCAUAAACCCGGACCCGAGCUCAAAGGCAUCAUACAAGCUUACGAGGCUCUUAAUGACAAGGUGCACGGAAACAUGCCCGGUGUUGGGUCCUCUACAGAGAAAAGAGAGGGUGCACAGAAGGAGGGUGGUCCCUCAAAGCACAAAGUCAUGCAUAGCCCCCGCAGAAAGGAUGAGAAGCCCAUCAUGUUCACCUGCACUGUUAUUCCGAAGAAACCGGUGCCCGUCGAGAAGAUGCUGGAGUGUACACUUGAGGAACUUUGCUAUGGUUGUGUUAAGAAGGUUGAGUACACGAGGAAGGUUCUUGCUAGCAAUGGGUUGAUGAUCGAAGAGCAUAAGUUACUACGCAUAAAAGUAGAGCCUGGAUGGAAGAAAGGGACCAAGAUCACAUUCGAAGAUGUCGGCGAUGAACGGCCAGGAUUUCUUCCAGCUGACGUGAUCUUCACCAUCUCAGAGAAGAAGCACCCCUUGUUCAAGAGAGAAGGGAAUGACUUGGUGUUGGCAGUGGAAAUCUCCCUCGUGAAGGCCCUCACAGGUUGCACUCUCUCUAUCCCUCUCUUGGGUGGGGAAAAAAUGAGAUGUUCAAUGGAUGAGAUCAUCUACCCUGACUAUGAAAGGAUCAUCAACGGCCAGGGGAUGCCGGUCCCCAAAGAGAAUGGAAAGAGAGGGGACCUGCGAAUCAAAUUCCAUAUUAGCUUCCCAACACACUUGAGUGAUGAUCAACAGUCCGAUAUUUCUAUUAUUCUUCAAGAUAGUUCUUGAUCACCAUUCAUUCUUCUUCUACUUUCUUUUUUACUUCUUUCCCCAAAUUCUAAGUUGU